Molecule: messenger RNA, 2324 nt
Organism: Cydia pomonella (codling moth)
Lineage: Eukaryota; Metazoa; Arthropoda; Insecta; Lepidoptera; Tortricidae
Exons: 8
Coding region: 393-1328 (311 amino acids)
Source: RefSeq, a predicted model, not a curated record
UUUCAUUUGUAGUCUGCCUGUCUGCCUAUUUCGCACUCAUGAAAUGUUCAUAUACUUAUAGCUUGUAUUAUUUGCUUAUAGCCCUUUUGCACACUUCAAUUAUAUUUAUGCGCAAGCGUCAUGUAUCGUGCAAACCGCAUGCGAUUAUCGAUGACGUUUGUAGACGCCAUUACUCUUGUGUUCAAGUGACCUAACCUGUCCAAACAACAUAUAUUUUUUUAGUGGUAUCGAAUAAGUCUUAACCAUAUAAACACUGACAUAAGCUUCUUACUCGUAUAUUAGGAUUCAUAUUUGGUUGUUUAUUUUUAUUAAUAUAUUAUUAGUAUUUUUUGUAUGUUCUGGGAUCGGCGAUUGAAUCAAGCAAGUCAGUCAGUAUUUAUUAAUAGACAAGUAUGUUUGUGUGGUCUGUUUUGGUGCUAUGCGCUGUUGGAGCGCCGCACACAUCAUUAGAUGUCGUCGGGGCAUCUGAGCCAAUUCCUUUCUCCGAGGGGCGCGGUCAGCUGUUUUCGUCUUCUGCCGAUUUAAUCGCAAGCUACCGUAACGAAAAACCAACGUCGCCAGAAUUAUCAGCUGUCAUCCCAUCCAGUCGUUCCAAUCUACCGAGUAAGCGCGAAGCACCCCUGGAUUCUACCAUUAUUAAAAGUGGGACACCACCGCAUCCAGAACUCAACCGAUCCAUGCACCUGCGUGUGGAGCUGUUGUUGCCAGAUUUCACUAGGAGCUUUGAAGUUGAAUACCAUGCAGAGUCGAGCACAGCGCGCACUACAGUAGAGAACACGUCCACCAUCUACCGGGGUCCAGCCGGGCAGGGCCAAAUUCAAUUCCUUAAGAUUGAAAUAGACGCCUCCAGCGGAGCCCCCGUACGCCGCUGCACGAAGUCCCCCAAGCUCCCCGCAAGCCCCGCGGAUAACUCAAUCCCUGGUCUUCCUAACUUGGAGCCCUUCCAUUUUGUCGGUUACAAAACAGAAGAAGGCCGGCAGGUUGAGCACUGGCAGAACGUGUUGAUCGGCAAGCCGGGAGACUACGGCGCGGCGCGGGGAGAGUCCCUGAACUACACACACGACUUCUUUGUGUAUAGGGAGGGAGGGGAUGCGGUGCCGCUCAGGUACAAAGUGACAACCGACAGCUCGGUCCUAGGCGCCGCCAGCGACACCUACACACACCGCUACACACUACUGCCAACCCCCACCGCCCCCCUCAUCCCCGACGUGGCCACACUCUGCGAUGACGUGCAAGAGUAUCAAGAUGGCCGACGCCGGCGCAGAGCCACUUUUAUCAACGCUAAGAAGGAGCGAGUUGGCAAUGGCAACACAGGCACAAUGAUUUAAAACCUGGAAUCGGAAGAAAGCGUUUGGUUGUAUUACUCGUAAUGGCAACAUUUGAAGGGUACACGAAAAAAACAUGCAAAACCAUCUUAUUAUGGAAGGUAGAGGCAAGGAAAAAACCUCCUUAGGCAGAACUGUUGCAAAAGUGUCCAGCUGUCAGCUAUAAAUAAUAGUUCCAAAUCUCUACAGAGUAGCGCUAGAGUAGCUAAGAACCUAGGCGUUAUUGACGGAGUGAAGUGCGCUGUCUAUGAUUAGAUUUUUUUCUCAAGUAUUCUAGGUAUUGUAGCGCCACCUAUUUAUGGUUUUUCGUCGGACAAUUUUUGGUACCUAUAUGGAGUACGGAAGGUGGAGAUAAGGAAUGGAAUCUCCAUAUACCAAAAAGUGUCAUUAAAAACCUUAAAUAGGUGGCGCUACAAUACCUAGAAUACUUGAAAAAAAAAAACAAAUCAUAGACAGCGCACUUCACUCCGUCAAUAACGCCUAGGUUCUUAGCUACUCUAGCGCUACUCUGGAGAGAUUUGGAACUAUUAUUUAUAGCUGACCACUGGACACUUUUGCAUAAGUUCUGCCUAUGGAGAUUGCGUUCCUUAACUCUACCUUCCAUAAUAUGGAGUUUAUGUUCCUUGCCUCUACCUUUCAUACAUCUUAUAGGUAGUUAGUUUUGAUUUCAUUGACUUGAAAAAGAUGCCAACGAGUGACGUAAAUAUUAAAUGAAACAGUCGUCAACAGUUAAGAACAUUGAGUAAUAAAAUAAUCCCUAAUAUGAACGAGAACUUUCUAAGUGGCAAUUUGCAAGAGAAUUUUCUCAAGAAAAUUUCCAGAAAUUUGGGAAUGGUGGAGGGGAAUUCCAGAAAUGGGGGUUAUAAUAGCACUUAUGUAUAACCAAGCCAAACGGUUAAAACAAUGAUAAAACUACCUGUGGAUGUAACAUACAAUAAGUAAUGAAAAAUAAAUACACAAUUACAAAACCUUUUCGUUUAAUAAAGAAAUACAACAUUA